CCCGGUUUCUUCUCUCAACCAUCACUCCGACAAUACCGACAAGGACAGCAACAAUGGAUGACGCCUGGCAAUCACAAGAUAUUGCACCUUCUGGUAUCAGCAUUCCUACGCACGAAGCCAAUAUGAAUGGCGGACCUGCUGGUAGGGAGGAGCAGAGCUGGAAUGGCAAUGCUCGCUCACCUGGUAGAGAGCGUGGGGGCGAACCUCCCAGGCGCUCUAGCCGCAGCAGGAGCCCCGUACGGGACGAUAGAGGCCGGGGGGGUGACAGCGGCGGUCACAACCCUGGAAACAAUCUUCACGUCUCAAACUUGAGUCACCGUGUUGAUACGCGUGACCUUGAAGCAGCGUUUGCUAAAAUUGGCCGUGUCAAAAAGGCUUCGGUCAUGUAUGACCCGCAUACCCGCGAGUCCCGUGGGUUCGGGUUUGUUACCAUGGAGACUUCUGAGGAGGCAGACGCUGCUAUCACCGCGCUCAAUGCGACUGAAAUCAUGGGGAAGAUUUGCACCGUAGAAAGAGCCCGCCGUGGACGUGCGCGUACUCCCACCCCUGGAAGGUACUAUGGCCCUCCCAAGCGCCAUGAUAAUGAGCGCCCGUACGACCCGCGUCCUUACGACAGCCGUUAUUCCCGCGACUACGAUGACCGUCGUCGUGGAGGUCGUCCUGAUGAAUACCGAGGAGGAGGUGGUGGUGGUGGUGGCGGUGGUGGCGGCGGCGGCAGGGACUACGACCGCGGUGGCUACCGUGACUAUGACCGAGGAUACGGUGGUAGCCGCGGCGGUCGCGACUACGAUCCUCGUGGCCACGACUACGAUAGGAGAUACUAAAUGUGCCCGCUCUCAACACGGAUCAUCUCGCGUUAUGUUUUGCUUUCGUUAAUAUGUAUUCCAUAAGUAACUGUGGUGAAUGAAGCCUGUUGCAUAAUGGACCAUGAAUGUAACGUUUGGAUUCCGCGUUGAUCCGAA
Messenger RNA from Suillus subalutaceus, 962 nucleotides. RefSeq lists its product as uncharacterized. Bases 54 to 824 code for a protein of 256 amino acids. Gene Ontology annotation, molecular function: RNA binding. The transcript is spliced from 6 exons. NCBI's taxonomy places the organism in Eukaryota, Fungi, Basidiomycota, Agaricomycetes, Boletales, Suillaceae. The record is from RefSeq and is a predicted model, not a curated record.